Molecule: messenger RNA, 354 nt
Organism: Thelazia callipaeda (thelaziosis nematode)
Lineage: Eukaryota; Metazoa; Nematoda; Chromadorea; Rhabditida; Thelaziidae
Source: the annotation of a GenBank genome assembly
AUGGCUGCAAGUGAUCAUCCAGAAAUGGAAACAGAUGAAACAUCACUAGCUGUUACGGCGGGAAGCCUUUCUUGCAAGGAAAAAAAACGCUUUGAAGUUAAAAAAUGGAACGCUGUGGCUUUAUGGGCUUGGGAUAUUGUUGUUGACAAUUGUGCAAUUUGCAGAAAUCACAUAAUGGAUCUCUGUAUUGAAUGUCAAGCUAAUCAGGCAUCAGCCACUUCUGAAGAAUGUACAGUUGCAUGGGGUGUAUGCAAUCACGCUUUUCAUUUUCAUUGUAUCUCACGCUGGCUGAAAACACGUCAAGUUUGUCCUCUUGACAAUCGCGAAUGGGAAUUCCAAAAAUAUGGUCAUUAA